Octopus bimaculoides (California two-spot octopus) is the source of this 4230-nucleotide messenger RNA. Its product is annotated as glutathione hydrolase 1 proenzyme. Gene Ontology annotation, cellular component: plasma membrane. Gene Ontology annotation, biological process: glutathione catabolic process. Gene Ontology annotation, molecular function: glutathione gamma-glutamate hydrolase. Lineage: Eukaryota; Metazoa; Mollusca; Cephalopoda; Octopoda; Octopodidae. The record is from RefSeq and is a predicted model, not a curated record.
CACAGUCAAUUAAUUGAAACUUGUCCUUGUUGAUCUCGUAGCGAGUCACAAGCAACCUGUUAGAUUAUUUAUCCCAUUUUUCUCAUUGCCUUCUAAUUAUUAUCUAGGAAAGGUCAGAUUUUCUUUUUCCUUUGUUUUCUUUUUUCAUCCAUUAAUUAGGGACGGCUGUUGACACAUUCAUUAGCGGCGAACUAGUCUGAUUGCUGAGGUGAAUUGUAGUUGUCAGUUGUAAACGACAAGCGGAGUAACUCGUUCAUUCUGUGAGUAGGUAGGCUGGUAAUUAAUAUACGCGCAGCCAUCCUUUGUUGACACUAGCUGGAUCUAAGUCACAGCCAGCCGUUUGAGUGAAUUAAUAUUUCUUGGUUCGAUUUUUGCCAUGAUGACAUAAAGCUAAAACUUAUCUCCCUGUAUAUAGACAUAUAUUACCUAUAUAUACAAUAUAUAUAUAUUUUUUUUAAUAUACAAACCGGUCUGUGAGUAUAUAUAUAUGUACAUAUAUGUAGGUGAUUUCUGUUUAUAGUUGAAUAACAAUGCAUAUUUGUAUGUAUAUACGGAUGUAUUAUAUUUAAUAAGUGGUAAAGUGCAAGAGACGACACAGUUGAUCUCAGGUAUUCAUUCUCGGAGUACAUUAAAGAGCUUUCGUCUUCAGACAACCUGUUGAGAGAAUGGAAACUGCCACAAGCCAGGUACCAGGUGCUGAAUUAAGCAAAGAAAAUACCAGAAUAAUUGAAAAUGAAAUGAAAAAUUCAUUCCCUGCAAAUGAGGCAUCCUCAAACAGAAGGGAGAUGACACCGCUGAAGAAAGCCAAGGAAUUACUUGCAUCAAGCAAUGUGAAGUUGUCUGAACAAAUGCAAGGACUAAAAGUUAUCCUCGGAGUCACUAUCUCCUCUGGACUGAUAGUUACCAUCGCACUUAUUGUAAGCAUUUACCAAGGAGACCCCGAGGUUCUUCCUCAUGGUGGCUGUUCUACAGCAACUCCCCACUGUUCUGCGAUCUGCAUAGACACACUUAAAAAAGGUGGCAAUGCUGUCGAUGCUUCAAUUGCAGCUACAUUUUGUCUUGGGGUGGUGAACCCACAUCACUCCGGCAUUGGCGGUGGAGGUUUCAUGCUUGUUCAUAACCAUAAAACUAUGGAGAACACAGCUUUUGAUUUCCGGGAGACUGCACCAAGAGCUGCUAAUCCCAGCUUAUAUGAACAUAAUCCCAAAUUGUCAAUUAAGGGUCCAUAUUCUGUAGCUGUCCCAGGUGAAAUUAAAGGGAUGGAAGCUGCUCACAAAGCAUUUGGUCAAUUAUCUUGGUCCGAUCUUGUGAUGCCUGCUGUAAAAUUAGCUAGACAUGGUUUUGUUGCCUCGGAAAGUUUUGUUAAAAAUAUGGAGAUGGUGCAGGAUGGAAAUGCAGAGUUUCUUGCAUCAUUUUUUCCAAAUGGAAAGAUUCCAUCAGUGGGAGAAAUAAUUUACAGGAAAGAUCUUGCUAAUGCCCUGGAAACCAUAGCUAAUGAGGGGGCUGAUGCCUUCUAUAAUGGAUCCUUGUCCGAGGAAAUAGUCAAAGCUACAAAGAAAUUUAUUUCCUUAGAAGAUCUUCGUGAAUACAGUGUGAUCAAACGUGAUACUGUGAGCACAACAUAUGGCGAUCAUGCUGUCUUAUCCAUUGCUCCACCAUCAGGUGGUGUCGUUCUGCUGUCAAUUCUUAACAUCUUGAAUGGAUACCAUUUUGGACCUGCAGAUCAAUACUCAGCCAAGACGUACUUCAAAUUAAUUGAGGCAUUCAAGCAUGCAUAUGCCCAGCGGGGCAGUUUAGGAGACCCGUCUGACAGAGAAUUUCGGGAAAAAAUUAUGAACAGUACAAAUUAUUUCCUUAGUCAUGAAGCAGCAAAGACAAUUCGUGAGAAGAUCAACUCUAUGAACUACACCUCCGAUUAUAACAUUUCAAGAUACUUGCCUAGUUCUGUCUUUCGAGAAGACAAAGGAACGGCCCAUGUCUCUGUAAUAGACAAUGAUGAACUCAUGGUUUCAGUCACAACUACUAUCAACACAUGGUUUGGUUCACAUCUUCUCACAAAGUCUGGAAUACUUCUCAAUAAUGAAAUGGAUGAUUUCUCCACAUCAAAACAUUUGAACUUCUUUGAUAUUCCUCCCAGUCAGGUAAAUGACAUCAAACCUGGCAAACGGCCUCAGUCGUCAGUAGCUCCUGCAAUUGUCCAUUCUCUGAGCGCACCAUGUGACCUGCGUUUAACAAUUGGAGGAACCAACGGUAGUAAAAUACCCUCAGGUAUUGCUGAAGUUUUAAUCAAUAUACUGUCGUUUAAAAUGGAUCUGCAAACUGCAACAACUGUACCUCGACUUCAUAAUCAGUUAUUCACCAAUAUGACAGAAUAUGAAACAAAUUUCAAUGCAACUAUCGUUAAGGCUUUAUCCAGAAUGGGUCAAAAUAUGGUGAAGCAGAAGAAGCCAAUCAAUAUCGUUCAAUUUGUGGCCAAGAAUUACUCGGACAUUACAGCCAUAUCGGAUCAUCGUAAAGGAAACUAUUCAACAGUUUAUUAAAUAACCUCUUCUGGGAGACAAAAAUAAAACUGUGACAGGAUUCAAUAUCAGACAAUGGAGGAAGAUUUUACCAGAUGUUUCCACUGAAAUAUAUACUCACACACGUUUAUACAAGUAUACGGGGACCAUGCACAUAUCUCAAUGUAUAUGUACACACACGUAUACAAGACCAAGCAUAUAUCUCAAAUAUGUACAGAAACACAUACAUACGCACACAGACAAAUUUCUCUCACCUUUGGUUUGGUUCUUUUAAACUAUACAAAUUGCCAUGACAGGUAAAAAAUAUCAUUUUAAUAAUUGUUAUCUUCCUUUCUUUUAAUAUUUAAUGUUUCAUAAAUUGUUAUUAUUGCUUAUUAGUUAUUUUUAAGACGGCACCCACUACACUCUCUGAGUGGUUGGCGUUAGGAAGGGCAUCCAGCUGUAGAAACUCUGCCAAAUCCAAUUGGAGCCUGGUGUAGUCAUCUGGUUUCACCAGUCCUCAGUCAAAUCGUCCAACCCAUGCCAGAAUGGAAAGCGGACGUUAAACGACGAUGAUGAUGAUUUGGCAGGAUUGUUAGCACAUCAGGAAAAUGCUUUGAGGCAGUUCUUCCAGCCUAAUGCCCUGGGUUCAAAUGUCACUGACAUUAACUUUGUCUUUCAAUUCUUUUGCCUCAAUGUAACAGAAUAAAACCCACCCCACAAAAUUUCAGUUCUUGUGCUUCAUAAGUAGAAAGUUGUUUAUUAUUAUUAUUAUUAAGGUGGCAUGCUGGCAGAAUCGUUAGUAAGCCAAAUAAAUGGCGUAGUGGCUUUUCUUCUGGCUCUUUACAUUCUGAGUUCAAAUCCUGCCAAGGGUUUGAACUUUGCCAUUUAUCCUUUCGGAGUCGAUAAAAUAAAGUUCCAGUCAAGUACUGGAGUGGAUAUAAUCGACUUGCCCCUCCCCUCAAAAUUGCUGGUCUUCUUCCAAAAUUAAAAAGAAUUAUUAGUUUUUGUUAUUAUAGAAGGGCAGCAAUUUGGUGGAAUUAUUAGCAUUUCUUCCCGCUCUUAAUGUUCUGAGUUCAAAUUCUGCUGAGUUCAACUUUACCUUUCAUUCUCUUGGGGGUUAAUAAAAUAAAGUACCAGUGAAGGGGUCGAUAUAAUCACUUUGACAUCUCUCCUCAAAACUGCUGGCCUUGUACCAAAAUUCAGAAGAAUUUUUACCUUUUAUCAUUAAGAAAGAACAGAAUCAUUAGCAUGACAAACGAAAACACCUUGUCAUGUUCAGAGUUCAAAUCCUAUUGGGAUUUACUUUGCAUUUUUUCCCCUACACAGUUCAUAAACUAAGUACCAAUCUAGUACUAGGAUUAAUUAAAUCAACUAUACUCCUUCCUCUAGAGUUAAGGUCUUGUGCAAAGCACCAGACAAAAUGGUUUUAAAGAACCUCAGUUUGAAUUCAGAUUCCACCAAAAUCAACUUUGCUCUCUUUGAGCAGUUGAUUAGAUCAGUUCAUUCAAGUAAUGGCGUUGAUAUAAUUGCUUGCUUUCUCCAUCCAAAAUGAACGGCCUGGAGCCUAUAUGAAAAAUUAUCAACAUAUCUUAAUGUGAAUUGUUUCUAUGUCUACUUUUAUUCAGAUGCUGCUAUAUAUAUUAUAUUAUUAUUCCCCAUCUCACUGGGAACUUGUGUAUAAAUUUAUUUUGAAAUAUAAAACAGCAAUGUUUUUAAAUGCAAUUUUGAA